AAGAAUCCGUACUCAUCAACCGAUACCCAAAUAAUAACGUUUCUCAAUUUUAUCCAGCACGGUACAGGUGCAGCUUCUCAGUACUAACUGUAUUGAACGCUGGUGAGGCGGGGCGUGUCCCCAAUCGACCCACUCCAAGCUCAAAAACAAAAAAAAGAAAACCCAGACAGAGGACGAUUAAUACAUUGCAGAGAUCAAUCUCAUUUACUUGUAAGAGGGUAUACAUAAAGCAAUCGUGCAGUUUACAACAAUACAAAACUGUUCAAUAACGGAGGCACCAACGACAAGCCUGGUGGCCCCCACUAUGUGCUGCGCUGGACCAGCCCUCAGGUGGUGAAGGAGACCCACGUCCCCCUGACUGAGUGGAGAUAUCCCUACAUGGUGUAACCCAGACCCUCCCAGCACAUUCACGCAGGAGCACAGAGCCGGGACCUUCCCAAACAAUGACAGGCUUGUCCAACUACUUUUUAAAAAAAUAAAAAUAAAUAAUUUUAUAAUCCCUCAGGAAAUCAGAUCCUGUAUGUUGUCUUUCUGAUUACACAGAAGCCCAGGUGGUAAACAAAUUUGUCUGAGAGUCAAACCGUCAAAUAUCCCACAAUAUGUAAAUUCUGCUAUAGAAAAAGCACACGCAAACAUGUACAGAGGCAGUGUGUAUAAUCCAUACCCUGAGGAACAACAGUCAUGGCCGUUUCUUUUAUUCUCUUAUUCACACACUUGUGUGUUGUGACCUUGGCUUACUCUGAACCCAGCUGCACAGAAACGCCUGGAUCCCAGUCUGAGUUCCAGCAGGACGGUGAUUAUUUGAUUGCUGGGUUAUUUCCCGUUCAUGAAGCACUUAGUAUAACCAGAACAGUACCUGAACUGCCGGACUGCAAUACUGAAGUUUUCAACAAACAUGGUUAUCAUUUGAUGCAAGCCAUGCGAUUCGCCUUGGAAGAAAUAAACGGUGCCACCAGUGUUCUGCUGCCCGGUGUUAAAUUGGGAUACGAAGCAUACGAUAUCUGUUCAGAGACGGCUAAUCUCCUAGCAGCAUUCAACAUCGUGUCCAAGCAGAACACUGAGCACCAAAAUGAACAGCUAACAACAGAGAAGCACUACGACCCCAAAACUAUAGCUGUGAUCGGGCCAGACAGCAGCACCUAUGCUUUCACCACAGCAAGCAUAAUGGGAUAUUACCUGAUGCCGCAGAUCAGCUAUGAGGCUUCCAAUGAAUUGCUGAGCAACAAAUGGUUAUACCCGUCUUUCUUGCGCACUAUCCCCACCGAUAGGUAUCAGGUGAGGGCGAUGCUUCAGCUACUGUCAGAGUUUCAGUGGACCUGGAUUGCCCUCCUGGGAAGUGAUGAUGACUAUGGGACACAGGGGGUGCAGAGUCUAUCUAAACUGGCAUUGAAAUAUGGGAUCUGCAUAGCUUAUCAAGCCAUCAUACCCUCUUACAACAAAGACACAAGGGCUCAAAUGCUACAGAUGAUUAAAGGCAUUGUCCAAACCAAGGUGAACGUGGUCGUAGUUUUUUCUAACAAUCGCAAAGCCAGCGGGUUCUUCUCACUGGUCGUCGAGCAGAACGUCACGGAUAAAGUGUGGAUUGGUUCUGAAGACUGGUCCAUAUCCACAUUGGUUUCCAGGCUACCUCAAAUCAAAAGCAUUGGCAGCGUCAUGGGGAUAUCCGUCAAGGCGGCAGAGAUGCCCGGCUUUGCCGAGUUUGAAGCUCGUUCUAUUGAAUCAGAUAACUCUAAGGCCAACAAGGAACCAAUGUGCCGAAAUGAAACUUUCUCCGAGAUCCUCGCCUGUUACCAGGUAUGCGACCAGUGCAGGUUGCUGAAUUCUACAGACGUGCCCUCCCUGCUGGAAGCUUUCGAUAUUCAGUCUUCAUUCAAUGUCUACACUGCCGUGUACGCUGUUGCACAUGCACUGCACCAGUUACUAGGCUGCGACUCUGAAGAGUGCCAAAAAAAACAUGUGCACCCCUGGCAGCUCUUGCAACAGAUUAAACAGGUUAAUAUUUCCAUUCAUGACGCCCCGUUAUAUUUUGAUAAUAACGGAGAUCCCCCUACUGGCUAUGACAUAAUUGCGUGGGACUGGGUCGGUGACAGCGUAUCAUACAAGGUGAUCGGAUCAUACAGCCCCAACCCAGAGAGACUGCUAAUCAACAGAGACUUGAUUAACUGGAAUGCCAAGGACAACAAGACAGUGCCCACCUCUGUCUGCUCUGCGGAAUGUUGGAAGGGGUACAAAAGAGUUGUGACUGGCGCUCACGUUUGCUGCUUCAACUGUGAGGCUUGUCCCGCAGGAACUUACGUGGAUAUAGAUGAUCUUUUCAAUUGCAAGCCUUGUGAGAUACAUCAGUGGUCUCUGCCAGAGAGUGACGCCUGCCUCAACCGAACUGUAGAAUACCUCCCAUGGAAUGACAUCACUUCGGCAGUGCUGAUAAUCACCUCAGUCAUGACACUGCUUCUGACUGUAGCCACGGCAGGCCUUUUCCUGCUAAACCUGAACACCCCAGUGGUCAAAUCGGCGGGUGGAAAGACAUGCCUGCUCAUGUUGUCCUCCCUGGCGUGUGCGUCCUGCAGCGUGUACGGUCACUUUGGCAUCCCCACGGCCGUGGGUUGCGCAUUCCUCCGGGAACUGUUCUGCUUCAGCUUCACCAUCUGCCUCUCCUGCGUCGCCGUCAGGUCAUUUCAAAUUGUGUGCAUUUUUAAAAUGUCUGGCAAGCUGCCAAAGGCUUACGAGUUCUGGACCAAAAAUAACGGUCCACAUGUAUUUAUCUUAGUCUCUUCUGCCAUUGGGUUCUUUAUUUCACUUAUGCGCAUUGUCCUGGAUCGUCCUGUACCAAUUGAGAACUAUAGCAUCUCUCCUGAUAAGAUCGUGUUGGAAUGCAGCGGGACCCAGUCUGUAGGCUCCGCUAUGGAGACAGGGUACGUGGGAUUGCUCAGCUUCUUGUGUUUUGCAUUUAGCUACAUGGGGAAAGAUUUGCCAGCGAACUACAAUGAAGCCAAGUGUGUCACGUUCAGCCUGUUACUAUAUUUAGUCUCUUGGCUUGGUUUCUAUACCACCUACGCAGUCUACAAAGGAAAGUAUACCCCAGCUUUUAACACCGUCGCUGUAUUGGCUAGCGUGUUGGGUAUGCUCGGGGGUUAUUUCAUGCCCAAGUGUUAUAUUAUUCUGCUGAAACCUCAGCUUAAUACUGCAGCGCAUUUUCAGAAUUGCAUUCAAAUGUACACUACCAAGAAAAGUGAUCAUUAAUGCUAAAAUAUUACUGCAGGUAAUCAUUCUGUACUUUAAAAGCCAAUGGAAUUAAGAAAGUACAUAUCCUGCUAGUAAUGGCAUUAUGACAUUUAUUUAGUUUAUAAUAACGUUUAAAAUACUUGCAAGUUUAUUAUUAUUAUUAUUAUUAUUAUUAUUAUUAUUAUUAUUAUUAUUAUUAUUAUUAUUAUUAUCUCUGUAACACUUUAAAAACCAUAGCUGCAAGAUUAUAUGAUUAUCAAUAGAGCUUCAUAUGAAUGCAUAGAAGUAACAUAUGAAUAACAAAUGUGUUUAAUGUUUCUACACCUGAAGAUAAAUACAUUUUUACAAAUUGCCAGAAAUUCAUAAUGAAUUCAGGUUGAACACAGUAGCAGCUAAUGACCUGGAAUUCAUAGCAAUGUGCAGCAAUUGUAUUACAGCUGAAUUAUUAUUAUUAUUAUUAUUAUUAUUAUUAUUAUUAUUAUUAUUAUUAUUAUUGGUUUACAGUUUCAACAAUAUAAAUCCUGUAGACAGCUAUAUUUGCCUUAUUAAAUACUGAAAUACUUAUUAAAUACUUUGUAUGUCUUUUGCAACCCAGCUAUCUUUGUAUAAAAUAAAUAAAUAAAAUACAAUACAAA
Molecule: messenger RNA, 3857 nt
Organism: Acipenser ruthenus (sterlet)
Lineage: Eukaryota; Metazoa; Chordata; Actinopteri; Acipenseriformes; Acipenseridae
Product: taste receptor type 1 member 1-like
Exons: 7
Coding region: 682-3240 (852 amino acids)
Biological process (GO): G protein-coupled receptor signaling pathway
Cellular component (GO): membrane
Molecular function (GO): G protein-coupled receptor activity
Source: RefSeq, a predicted model, not a curated record